Molecule: messenger RNA, 1973 nt
Organism: Punica granatum (pomegranate)
Lineage: Eukaryota; Viridiplantae; Streptophyta; Magnoliopsida; Myrtales; Lythraceae
Source: RefSeq, a predicted model, not a curated record
CCCCCUACUCCCCUUUGUCCGCCACCACUAAUUUUACUGUCAAAGGGAGCGGCGAAACCUCGUCAUCGCGUGGAACGCCGCGUCCGUUCUCCUCCUUGCCCUUCUUCCCCUCCCAUUACCUUCCUUUCUUCUCUGCGACGCAAUCGGGCCCUCUAGGGUUUCGUUUCCUUAAAUUCUCUCUAGGGUUUUCUGUUCGCUCCUCCGGCCGCUGAUAUCUUUGAUUUUUUAAGAAACGGAGUUGUGUUUAAGAAAGACACGAUGAAGCGAUCGAUGAAAUCGAAACGGGUCUCGUGGGCUCCGGGGGUUAAUCUUUGUCAGGUUGCUCUCUUCAAGAAAGACGAUCCUGCUUCCAGUGUUGGACUCAAGCAUGUUCAGAUCCACACAUCAUGCAAUUCAUAUGCAGAUGGUCUCCAACCCAAUUGUCUGCCCCCUGGGUUUGGAUGUUCCACAUUACAGGUUUCCCAUGUCCCUGCCGUCAAGUGGAGUUCUCCUCCCAAAUUUGCUGUAAACCCCAACUGGCGUGUUGCAGCCAGUGAAGAAAGUCAAGAGGUGGGAGCCCAACUUCUCAGAGAAUCGAAAGAGCUAGAAUCAGUUUAUCCUCGUUCAUCCUCAAUCCCAUCUAGUCCGUCUGUUUCUUUGGAAGCUCAAGCAGAACGAUUCAAUGAUAACCUAACUCCGGUAAUACCGAUAAUUCCCAUUGAGGAAGUCGAGACUGUUGAUCCGCAACUGCACCUCAAGCUGCCACCUUGUGCCCCUGAAGCCCGUCAAAUUUCAGAGCCCGAAACUCGUAAACGAGUCCCCCCACCAACUGAGAAGACAUCUCCCCCGAAGCUGACGGUGGUGGCUACCGCAGGCACUGAUGCUGCUGCUGCUGCUGCUUCUGCAGCGUUAACUGUUCUCCUCAAGAGCACUGAGCGGGGAAGCAUGAUCGACACGAAUUUGCUCAUCAAGAUCCUCAGCGACCCGAAGAUGGUUGAGAAGCUAAUGAAAAAUUCUGCGGGGAGCUUCUCUUUGCCCAAGUUAAAUCCGACAGUUUCCUUGCCAGUUCCGGACAUCAAAGCGCCAAAGCUGGACAUGCCUCAAGCUCCCUCAGGGCGAAAGCUGGACAUUCCAUCUUAUGGUUCGGAUCUGAUCAAAACCGCUCAUGCUCCAGGUCUGGUUUCGGUUCCUAUUCCUGUUACUGCUCACGCUAAUGGUCAGGUUCCAUUUUCAAGAUCAGCAGUCCCCUUCACCAAGACCAACCCGAUGAAUCUAACCCCUGUGGUUGCUCCAAUUCCUGCCCCGGUGUCCUCUGCUGAAGCUGCGAAACCACAGCCUGUGAAAGGAAUCGACUACUAUAAAAACCUUAUAAGGCAACAUGGAGUAGAAACACAACAGGACAUGGUUCAAAUCAAUGGAAUUCAGAAUCCCCUGGACAACUCGAUUUCAGAUCAUCAGAAACUAAAACCCAUGGAAAUGACCCCUAAACGCCAGCAUCAGCAGAAGCAUUGCAUGUUCUAUAACAGCCCACAGGGGUGCCGGAGGGGCUCUAAUUGCCCAUUCCAGCACGGGCCUAUCCUGCCCCAGUGGCGGACUGGUACUUUGAUGGACGAACCGAGUGCAAAGAGGAUGAGGUUGGGCGAUGAAAUCAUGGGUAGGUAAUAGUGGUCGAGGUUACUGGACGGUGAAAGUGGAGCUGAGUCAGACUCCAUUAAAGAUUUACACUAUGGUUUGAUAACUCGAUUGCAACCUCUAAACCAGUUGACUCAGUCGAAUAUAAAACGGUAAAGCCGCGAUCCGAUCAGAGCAAAAGGUUGAUAGUUUGAGAGGGUACAGAGCUUUUAGCAAUGAGCGCAAUGGUUAUUGAGAUUGAAUUGGAAGAGGGAAAAGCUCCACUAAUUAGGGUCAAAAGAUAUGGACAAUGCGGAAAUUAUUUGAUUCUUUUUUUUUUAUUAUCCACCUAAUGUUAACCUUUUUUAUUUUCGAAACUUGCA